AUGAAGUCGAAAGACCUUCGAAAAGUCGUUAUGCGAAUGAGUGAUAAUGGCAUGUCAUCAGUACAAAUUGCUAAGCAACUACGAAAUGUCGUCAGUCAACAUACUAUUGGACGAUGGCAAAAUUUAUAUAAAGAAAAAGGUGAAAUUGAUCUAAAAAAAUCAACUGGUAGAUCGAGAAUUGUUAAUUCAACAUAUCCGGAAUUAACCGGCGAUUUAUUAACCGCUACUUCUGAACGUAUCGUUAAAAAAGUAACUUUAGAUUUAUUAACCGAUAAUACCGAUCAAGAUAAUAUUACAAUGUCGAAUCCAAUGCAAGAUUCAGCUAUGAUGAUUUGUUAUCGUGAAUGUUUAACAAACUUAGGAAAAUUUCCAGGAGAUGAUAAUACAACAAUUCUACAAUUUAUUACUAACAUCGAACGUAUUGGAAAAAUGAUCGAAGCAAAUGACGAUAUUUUAUAUUGUAUGUGUACAGCAAAAUUAGAUGGUGAAGCUAAACGUUGGUAUGAAAACAACAUGUCAUUAACUCAGUGGCAAGAGUUAAAAUUAGCAUUAUUAGAGCGAUUUACGUCUUCAGUCUCAUCGUCAAAAUUAUUUGAACAAUUGAAAGACCAAAAACAAAGACCCGAUGAAACAGUUACAUCAUAUUAUGAUGCUAUUAUUAAAUUAUGUCACGAAUACGAUCCAUCUAUGUCACAAAAAAUGAAAAUAUCAUGGUUAGAAAACGGAAUCAAUGAUUCAUUAAAAAUACAAAUUAAACGACAAAUGAAAUUAUUAUCCGAAUCCCAACGAACAACACAAGCAUUCCUGAAAAUUGCGAAGGACGAGCAAGAACUGCAGGAAGAAAACGUAACAGCAUCUGAACCUACAUCAUCACACACACCUUAUUUUUCAAAUGCUGUGUCAACAACAUUACAUCAGACAAAUAAUACGCAUUCCAACGUCCCUACACAUCCAGUCACAAUCAAUUCACAAUCACCAACACCUCCUAAUCGUACAUCACGUCCUCAACGGCAAAAUAUUACACCACAUCAUCAAUCAAAUACCAACACAUACAAAUCAUCUCCAUGUUAUAUUUGCAAACGGAAUAACCAUCGUUUUCUGCUAACUGGAACCCGUGAUGGUGGUGAUUCCAGUAUUACAAAACAAAUUCCAUCACCCAUUUAUAUAAAUGUACAAGUUAAUAAUAAACGUCAACAUGCUAUUAUCGACACCGGAUCAGCAGUUACCAUCAUCAGUAAACAAUUAUUAUCCAAAAUUGAUCAUAGGAAAUUUAAAUAUAAACGCAAAUUACAUAAAUCAGCAAAUUGUACAUCGAUUAAUAUUAUCGGUGAAAUUGAACUCGAAGUUCAAAUACAAGGUUACAAAUCGUUAAUAUUAGCCGAUGUUGCCACAAAUCUUAUAACCGAUCUAUUACUUGGGAAUGAUUGGAUAGCCGCAAAUAAUGUCGUCAUCGAUUCACCACAACAACAUAUAUUUAUUAUGAAUAAUCAAUGUCGAUUGAUAGCAACUGCACCAUUCCUCAAUAUAACAUCACUUCAACAACCUGUUUUAUUAAUUAACGAAAUCGUUUUACCACCAUAUUCGGAACAAAUCAUCGACGUACAAGUUUCUUUACAUACAAAAAACGUACCCGAAGUAUUAUUCGAACCGGCUUCAAGUUUAUAUUCAAAACACAUAUUAUUAACUAAUGCAUUAGUCAAAGUGGAAAAUAAUCGAAGUAAACUUCUAAUUAUGAAUGUAACUAAUCGUGAACGAAUGUUACAACGCAAUACCAAGUUAGGACAUGCUUCAUCUCCAUCCGAAAUCAAUAAUUAUUUUACUUUACCUGUAUUUAAAGACAAACAACAUUAUCAAAAAAAGCAAUUAACAACAAUCACUGAUAGGAGGAAUAGUACCUUCACGGGUCAUUCCUGCGCUACAGCUUUUCAACAUCGUAGGAAAACUCAUUUUAUGAGUUUAACCUGUCAUACCAACAACUAUAAUGAACAACCAUUUCCAUGUUAUGUAUGUGAAGAAAAAUUCUUAUCACAUAAUGACCUUCAACAUCAUUUACGUCAGCAAUGUUAUCCGGAAUAUAUGCGUCAACAAAUUGAUUUAUUAACUCAACAUAUUCAAGAUCCAAAACAACGGCAACGUCUGCAAAACAUUUUAUGGAAACAUGGCAAGUUAUUUGAUCUUCGUCAGCCAUCUAUUAUUAAAGCAACUGUACGUCAUGCUAUCGAUACAAGUACUCAUCCACCAAUUUAUACUCCACCAUAUCGUGUUUCAUACAAGGAUGAACAGCUACAACGAGAAGAAAUAGAUAAAUUAUUAAAACAAGGAAUAAUUGAAGAAUCUGUAUCCCCAUGGUCAUCUCCAAUCGUCCUGGUCAAGAAAAAAGAUGGAUCAGUUAGAUUUUGCAUUGACUUUCGCAAAUUAAACAAUAUUACUACAAAAGAUGCAUUUCCUAUGCCUCGAAUUGAUGAUAUAUUUGACCAUUUAUCACAAGCCGAAUAUUACACCACAAUUGAUUUUAAAUCCGGUUAUUUUCAAGUCGGUCUUGAUCCGAAAGACCGUCCGAAAACAGCAUUUUCAACACGUGAUCAACAUUAUCAAUUUACAGUGUUACCUCAAGGUGUUACGAAUGGUCCUCCAGCAUUUCAACGGAUCGUUAGUCAAAUACUCGGAUCGACAAGAUGGCAAUAUUCCUUAGCUUAUCUCGAUGAUGUUAUUAUUUAUUCACCAACAUUUGACCAACAUUUAAUUCACCUUGAUGAUAUUCUCACUCGAUUAAAUGAUGCAAAUUUUCGUCUUAAUGUUAAUAAAUGUCAAAUAGCCCGUACGUCCAUUGAUUAUCUUGGUCAUAAUAUCGAACAUAGAAACAUUAGACCAAAUGCAGACAACAUUCGUGCAUUAGAAAAAACUUCACAACCUACAACAGCUAAAGAAGCUUUUCGAUUUGUUAAAGCAGCCGAAUAUUAUCGUAAAUUUAUACAAAAUUUUUCAACAAUCGCACAACCGUUACAUAAAUACGCCCCAACAACGAAAGAUCAACGAUUAAAAAAAUCACAGGCAACACCUAUUACAUUAUCCGACGAUGAACUUAAUGCAUUUAAUACAUUAAAACGAAUAUUAACUUAUGACUUAGUAUUACGAAUUCCUAAUCCAAAUUUACCAUUUAAGAUUCACACUGAUGCAUCAAGAAUUGGCAUUGGUGCUGUACUUAUGCAAACUCAUAGUAAUGGUGAUUUACCCGUAGCUUAUUUAUCAAAAAAAUUCACUGCAACACAAAUGAAUUGGCCAGCAACAGAACAAGAAUGUUAUGCGAUUAUAUAUGCCAUCGAGAAGUGGCAUAAAUAUUUAGACGGACGUCCAUUUGUUAUUGAAACCGACCAUAAACCAUUAUUACCAUUUAAUUUGAAACAACAAUUAAAUGCAAAAUGUGAACGAUGGCGUCUGAAAUUACAACAAUACCAAUUUACUAUUCGAUAUAUUAAAGGAAAACAUAACACGGUAGCCGAUUAUUUAUCCCGUUCACCCGUCGAAAAUGAAUCUAUCGAUGAAGAUGAUCACAUUAUAACAAAUUCAAAAGCAACGCAAACUGACCAUCCGACUAAUAACCAAAUUAUUGCUCCUGUUAUCACCAGAGCACAAGCAAAACGACAAGUAAAUAGUAGGCCUGAUUGUCCUCCGACAACUCAAGCCUGUGACUCACAACAACGAAGGAAUAUCGAUUUACCAGUCGAACAUUCCUGUAGUGUACCACCUGAACAAUUACCCAGAACGACUAACAACGAUGAUGUUAAUAAAAUUUUACCGUUUACAUUGGAACACCUUAAAGAAUUACAAUACCAAGAUGUAGAACUUAAAAAUAUAAUCGACAAUAUACAUCGUUAUCCAGAAUAUGUUAUGGAAAAUGACAUAUUAAUGAAGAAUGCUUCAACACCAGUACCAGUAGUGCCAAAAGGAAGAAUUCGUUCUGAUAUUAUUAAAAUUUAUCAUGAUACACCAGCAAAUGGUGCACACUUUGGUCGUACACGAACUGUUCAAAAAAUUCAACAACGUUACUUUUGGCCUAAUAUGACCUCAGGCAUAAAAAAUCAUAUUAAAUCAUGCAUUCCUUGCUUACAAAACAAUCAUUUACGACGAAAACCGCCAGGUGCUUUACAACCAAUUAAACCACCUGAAGGUAUUUGGCAAUUACUAACGAUGGACUUUCACGGACCAAUUACACCAACGACGAAACAAGGCAAUCGAUAUAUUAUUUCACUCACUGACGUUAUGUCAAAAUUCGUUAUUGCAAAAGCAGUACGUGACGCCACUGCUACAACAGCUGCACAUUUUCUUACUGAAGAAGUUAUUCUCAAAUAUGGAACUCCAAAAUGUAUUCUCACAGAUAAUGGAACACAUUUUACCGCCGAAAUGAUGAAUCAAUUAUUUAAGAAACUUGGCAUUGUACAUUUAUAUUCUACACCUUACCAUCCGAUGACUAAUGGACAAGUAGAACGUUAUAAUGCAACGAUGGAUUCUAAAAUAGCAGCAUUAUCAAAUGAGAAAAGAACCGAUUGGGACCAACAACUGCCCUUCGUCACUUUCAAUUAUAAUACUACUAUUCACACAACAAGCGGCUUUAUUCCAUUUGAAAUGAUGUAUGGUCGUUUACCAAUACUGCCUUUUGAUCAACAAGAUCCUAUAGUUAAAUUAACUCAAGAUGCUGAUUACAUUAAAAAAUUAAAAAAUUAUUUAAACACAUUAACGGAAGACGCAAGGAAGAAUAUUUUACAACAACAACAAGAAUAUAAACAACGAUAUGAUCGUAAUCGAAUAAAUCCACAGUACAAAAUGAACGAUUUAGUAUUAAUUAAAUCACUUAAUCGACAUAAUAAAUUUGAUGUUAGAUAUGAAGGACCUUUUCGCAUUACACAACAACUUGGUAAGAAAACAUUCAUCGUUGUGCAUGUGAACAAGCCUACAUUAACACGACAAGUUACUAUAGAUGUCAUUAUACCCUUAUACGAACGAAAAAACGUGGAUUAA
Messenger RNA from Rotaria sp. Silwood2, 5016 nucleotides. The record is from the annotation of a GenBank genome assembly. NCBI's taxonomy places the organism in Eukaryota, Metazoa, Rotifera, Eurotatoria, Philodinida, Philodinidae.